CUCUCUUGCUCUUUUUUUCGCUCACAGCAUUUCAUCUUGUGUGGACACUCGAAUUGCAAACAGCGACAAUAACGUUUGUUUGAUCAUCAUGCUGCCGAACACUAUAAUGCCCUUUGAGAAUUUUCGCAAAUUACAUAAAUCAGAAGAGAAAGAAAAACUUCUUCAUUAUACGGUUAUGAUUGAGUGUUUGUCAACGUUACCGAUUGAUCUCGUAAACGUGAAUACUUAUGAAAACACCCUUGAUAUACAUAUAUGUUCUAGUGAAGAUAUCGCUCGGAGCUAUCGUAAAAUAUACCAGAAGAUUUUCAGAAUAAAUUUGGCAAGGUAGUCAAAAGGACGAGGACGGGAUUUCUACUUGAAGUCGAUGGUUAGUAACGAAUGAGUCGAAAGUUGUGAGGCAAAAUAGUCUUGUUACUUUUUGAUGCACUGAAAAGUUUCCCGGGUCAAUGGAAAGCAGUAGAUUAUAACCAGGAUUUUGUACUAUUUUCAAGUAUGAGCUCAUAACAGUUGUAUUUAGUUUUAUUGGUUUCUAUCAGAGAUGAGAUCGGUUGACCGUUUAACCGAACCGACCGACCGACCGAAGCCGAAAUCGGUUCGGUUGGAGACUUUUCAAAAACUCGGUCGGUUAGGUUGAUGAGAAUCUGCACAUGCAUUGGAAACCGAGUUAUAUACUCAACAAGGAUCGGAUAAAUCAACAAAUUCAGACGAAUCUCUUCAUGAAGAAUAUAAUCCUUUAUCUUUCUGGAAAAAAUGCAUAGUACUUAUCCUCCUCUUUCGAAAGUCGCUGCUCGUAUUUUUUCUGUACCAGCUUCAAGUGUGGCUAUUGAAAGAGAAUUUAGUCUUGCUGGCAAUUUAAUUACACAAAAACGUGCAAAAUUAUCACCGGAUGUCGUCAACGAUAUAGUAUUUAAUCAUUCAUUCAAGGUGCAUCAACAAGGACUUGAUAAUACAGAUUCAGAUACGCUUGAAUUACGUUAA
Messenger RNA from Rotaria socialis, 978 nucleotides. NCBI's taxonomy places the organism in Eukaryota, Metazoa, Rotifera, Eurotatoria, Philodinida, Philodinidae. The record is from the annotation of a GenBank genome assembly.